Cyanistes caeruleus (blue tit) is the source of this 2294-nucleotide messenger RNA. The record is from RefSeq and is a predicted model, not a curated record. NCBI's taxonomy places the organism in Eukaryota, Metazoa, Chordata, Aves, Passeriformes, Paridae.
UCCCAUCUUCUUUCCCAUUUUUCCAACCCUCAUCCCACUUUUCCUGGCCUUUCUCCCACUUUUCCAGCCCCAUCCUGCUUUUCCAGGAGUUUUUCCCACUUUCCCAGGAGUUUUUCCCACUUUUCCAGGAGUUUUUCCCACUUUUCCAGCCGGUGCUGGGAUCCCGGAGCAGGAGGGUUUGGCCAUGGCCUCCAACGGCUCCUCUGGAAUUCGGGAUUCCCCCCUGGAGACAGGAAUUUUCCUGGAUGAGGAUCUGGGAUCCGACUGGUACCUCUACGAAUCCACGGAAUCUGCGCUGGGAGAUGACCUUCUUCCCGACGCCAUCCCGGAAUGCCACCCCACCAUUUCCCCCCGGCUCUACCACACCAUCAUGGCUCCCGUUUCCCUGGCCGUGAUCCUGGCCUUGUCCUUCCCGGCCAAGCGUCGCCGUCUCCACCGGAGCUGCUGGAGCGGCGUCCCGGGAUUGCUCAGGUAUCGGAAUUCCCAAAAUCCCACCCCUCCUUCCCUGGAAAGGGCUCGGAAUUCCCAAAAUUCCUCUUCUUCUUCCGUGGAAAGGGCUCAGAAUUCCCAAAACUCCGGGAAUCUGGAGGAGGACGGGAGCCGCGCUCCGGCCGCCGCCGCCUUCGCCCUGCAGAUCUCGGCGCUUUUCCAGCUGCUGCUGGACCGGGAACCGCUGCCCCUGGCAGCGCCCGCCGGACACGGAGCGCGCGAGUUCUGGAAGCUGCUGGCGCUGCUCUAUUACCCGGCUCUCUACUGGCCGCUGCUGGCCUGCGCUGCUGCCCGGCGCCGCCGCGGCUACGCGGCCGGAGCUCUGCUGGCCUGGGGCCACUGCGGGGCCCAGCUGGGCCAGCGGCUGCAGUGUCCCCUGCGGCCACAGGUGCACGGGCUGUACUCGGCUCUGUGCCACGUCCCCGCGCUGCUGGCACUGGCUCUGCUCAGCCUCUGGUACCCGGCACUGCUGAUCCGCAGCCUCCGGCAGCGCCCGGAGCCACAGCAAAUUCCCAGAUUCCGUGUCCCGUUCCCAGGGCUCCUGAUCCAGCAGGUGAUUUUCUUCCUGUGCUCCGUGGCCUUCGCAUUCCUGGUGGUGAUCCCGCUGCAGGCCGGCCACGGCUCCCCGCUCCUUGGGAUCCUCCGGAACGUUUGGCCCCUCUGGCUGUUCCUGUUCCUGGCCGUGCUCCUGCAGCACCUCCUGGCCCAUUUCCACUUCCUGCAGCGCAACUCCCUGAGCGCCGAGCUGGCCCACAGGUGCACUCUGAGUGUCACCUCCUUCCUGCUCUUCCCCACCAACGUCCUGGUGGGCUUGGUGGCCGGAGUGUGGCGCGUGGUCAUCUCCGGCCUCUACAACUCUGUCCACUUCUGCCGGCUGGACAUCAGCCUGCUGCACCGCCGUGCCGACACCUUCGACCCAGGGUACCACAGCUACUGCCACUACCUGCGGGUGGAGGUCAGCCAGUGCCACCCCCUGCUCAAGGCCUUCUGCUUCCUGCUCCUCCAGCCCUGCCGGCCGGAGCCACCCCGGGACACCCAGCUGGAGGAAGGCCUCCAGCUGAUGCAUCCCAAGCAUCCGGCUCUGGGAAAAGCUCGGAUCCGGCAGAUCCGGGCACGCUGGUGCCUGGCCUACACGCUCCUGCACAAUCCCUCGCUGAGUGCUUCCCGGAAAACUGCGCUGGCCAAUCCCGCCGCCAAUGGCGCCCAGCUGGGCGUUCCCAGGCCCUGAAUUCCCGGGAAUCCUGUCCCAUCUCCCAUCCCAUCCCCAGUGGGAAUUUCAGGCUCUUCCCACCUCCCCCUUUCCCUUUUCCUCCGGACUCUCUCCAAGGGUUUAUCCCUAAAUCCCCUCCUGAGCUCCGGAGGUGAUGCCUCUGAGCCCGGCCUGGAUGGAUCCAAGCCGAGGAAAACACUCCCAACAUCCCAAAAAUAUUUUGGGAUUCCCUCCCGCAGCCAGCCCCUUUCUCAGCAGCUUUUCCUCCACGGGACAAUUCCCAGGGAACCGGGACAGGGAUGCGGAGGGAUCUUCUCCAUCCCAAGGAAUUCCCAACUGCCUGGAAUUACCCCUGGAGCUCCACGUGGGAGAAAAUUCCCAUUCCCAGCUUCUCCCUCCCCGAUCCCAGCUCUGUUUGGGCUCCGCAUCCGCUCCCAGGACUUUUUUAUCCCGCCAAGUUUUGAAGGAUCAAAUCCCUCCCUGCUCCCCGUCCUCUACCAUUCCUGCUGGGUUUUCCAGGGCUGGGAUCCAUGGAAAACCUCGCUGGGAAGUGCAGGGGGAGGGGAAUAAACAGAUACCUCAUUCCCGCUCCCGA